AUGGGGGAUCUUUACCUAUUCAUCCGUUAUCUAUCUUUACCUAUUUGUUCAUUAUACAUUCUAUCUAUCGUUGGCUGUUCAAUUUUUUUCCUUUAUCUAUCUAUCUAUCUAUCUAUCUAUCUAUCUAUCUAUCUAUAUAUUCACUAUUUAUCUAUCGUUAGCUAUUCAUUCAUUCAUCUAUCUAUCCAUCUAUCUAUCUAUCUAUCUAUCUAUCUAUCUAUCUAUUUUCACCAGAGAGUUCAUAUCUAUAACAGACUGUUCAUAACUACCUCAGAAUGUUCAUAUUUAUCUAUUUAUCUCGGGAUGUUCAUAUCUAUCUAUCUAUCUAUCUAUCUAUCUAUCUCGGAAUGUUCAUCUCUAUCUAUCUCUCUCUCUCUCUCUAUCUAUCUAUCUAUCUAUCUAUCUAUCUAUCUAUCUAUCUAUUUCAGUAUCUUCGUGUUUAUCUCUCUAUCAUCAUAA
This is a messenger RNA of Acanthosepion pharaonis, 459 nucleotides long. The record is from the annotation of a GenBank genome assembly. NCBI's taxonomy places the organism in Eukaryota, Metazoa, Mollusca, Cephalopoda, Sepiida, Sepiidae.